Molecule: messenger RNA, 1167 nt
Organism: Ostreobium quekettii
Lineage: Eukaryota; Viridiplantae; Chlorophyta; Ulvophyceae; Bryopsidales; Ostreobiaceae
Source: the annotation of a GenBank genome assembly
AUGCAAAUGCACACCCACAGUCACAAUUCACCAGCCCAGCCAGCCAUCCGCGAAGCCGAGAUGGUCUUCAUUGCCACCACGACGACGAGGGAUUGCGCCGGGAAGGCGCGUCGCGAGCGCAUGCGGGCACGGCGCGCCGCGACCGCGGCACCUAUAGCCGCUCCCGUCGGCGGCCAUCGAGCGCAGCCACCGGCCCACCGAAGACACAUGCCCUCAGCACCAGCACCCGACUCGGAGAGCCCCGCCACUCAGGUGCGUUCGCCAGGUGCUCUCUCGACGAGAGGGCGCACAGUGUUCCAGCCCUGGGUUGUUGUGUGCCCGGCCCCGAGGGACGCGAGGACGCCCCGUCGCACUGCCGACCCUUCACCUGUCCUUUGCCUUGAAGGGAACCCUUUCGGUUCUCUUGAGUCGAUCCUCAAGCCCAGAAGCGGCCGCUCUGCGGCGGUCUGCCACGUAAGCAGCGGGAUGGCCGCGUCCCAGGAGGAAUGGCACCUGUUCUACUGGCCGGGGAUCAAGGGCCGCGGAGAGUUCGUGCGGUUGAUGUUCGAGGAGGCCGGCGUUCCGUAUGUGGACGUCGGGAACGGCCCGCAAGGGAUGGAUGCGGUGAUCGCUUACUUCUACAGGGGCGGUCAGACUUCAGGGCUACCAGCCUGCAGUCCUCCAGCCAUUCAGAAAGGAGAUUUCAGUCUUUGCAACACCCCAGCAAUAAUGAGCUACCUGGGGAAGGCAUUCGGCAUGGGUCCUGCAACGAAGGAGGGUGAGGCUCAUGUGGAUCAGAUACUUGCCAUCGUAACCGAUGCCAUAUCUGAGGGGCGUCUGGCAUACCAUCCAAAGGACUUCUACGCCUCGCACAAGACUCAAGUGGAAGAGUCCAAACCAUAUAUUGCGCAGUACGUCGCCAAGCGGGUUCCAAAAUACAUGUCGUACUUUGAAUCGGUGCUCGCUCACAGCGGCAAGGGUUUCUUCGUCGGAGACUCCAUAACUGCCGCCGACAUUGCCGUUUUCCAUUACCUCCAAGCCGUGCGCCAUCACCUAAGGGAGGCCUUCGACUCGAGCGACGCCAACCUCUGCAAGGCGUUCUUGGAGAGGAUAGCCGCAAGGCCAAAGAUCCAUGCGUAUCAGCAGUCGGACCGCUGCCCUGUGUGGGACGCGGAUUCGCUGAUGUGA